GGCGGGACGAGCCGGCCAGGCGCACGUGAGGCGGGAGUUGCAACACAGUAGCAACCAUGGUGCGGGGAGGUCGCGCGCUGCUCGCUGGCCUGUGGCUGCUGGCGAGUGUCUCUUGCCUGCGGGGGGCCGCUGCGGGCUAUCGCAGGAAGGUGACCCUGCAGUCCGUCCCCGGCUCGAACAGCUCCUCCGCCAACCUCCUGCACGUGCGGGCCGUGGGCCGGAACAACACCCUGCACUACGUGUGGAGCAGCAUUGGGGCGCCCACCGUGCUGCUGCUCUACACCCGGAGUGAGAGCAGCGCCCUGCGCGUCAACUGGACCAAGCUCCUCUCGGCCUCCCCCGCCGGGGCCAUCUGGAUCGAGCCGCCCGGCAGCGUCGUCUACUCCACCGCUGUCGUCUUCACCAAGGUGUUCGAGUACAAUGGGGCCAACGUGUCGGCCCUCUCCAAGGGGCAGGAGGAGCCGUUCUACGCCCCCUAUGACCUGGCUGGCUUCUCCUGGCAGAGUGUGAACCACACUGUGAACCAGACGGCCCUCACGGCCAAGUUCCAGGGGGUGGACACCUCAGACCCUGGGGGGGCCUUCCACAAUGGCACCAUCUCCUUCCAGGUGACUGCCUACGAGCAGGGUGGCCGGGAUGGCCCCCUCCCUCGCCUCCUGCACACCGCCAACAGCUCCAAGGUGGAGUUCAUCAUGGACAACGUGGCCCCGCGCGGCAACAGUUCUCGCUUCAUGCUGGAGGUGGUCACGGUGGAGGAGAAAGGCGGGCGCAAGAGGCUGCAGUCUGUGCGGUCCAUUGAUGACGAGUACACGCCCACCAUCUUUGAGAUGGCCCAGCUGGUGUCCGAGCCCCGCAACGACAGCAUCGGCCCGAGCUUCUUCCAGUGGAAGACGACUGCGUACGGCUCCAGGGAGGCCAGCCGGGAGAAUGCCAUCCGCUGCCGCUACCACCCCCUGCAGACAGCCAACCGGACGCUGCCAGGGCCCAGCAUCGCACAUGCCUACUUUGGGGAGGGCCUGGACCGCAGCCACCACAUCGCGGCCAUCAAUAUCUCCUUUGGCGGCGAGGACGGGGAGGUCUACGCUGAGAAGGGCUACCUGAGCUGGUCUGCCUUGCUCGGCUUCGGCACGCCCCCGAAAGACGCCUUCUCUCCCCUCGUGAUGGCCAUUGUGGUUGUGGCCCUGGGCACCCCCGUGGUGCUGCUGCUGGUGGGAGGCCUUGUGGUGCUGUUCGCACGGAGGAAGCGCCGUUCCCAGUACGAGCCCAUCAACUGACUGACGUGGGCAGGACUCGGAAACAGCUAGCGCCGGCCACGGUUCUCUCGCCGGACCCUCGGGCUCCCCCAAGGCUCCUGAAGUGACUGCUCAUGGGAACUUAUUUAUUAAUAGCCACGGUUACGCGUCCUCGUCUCUCUCUAUCUCCACGGCCCGGACCCCUCGUCACUCCAGGCUCCGAGGGGAAUAGUGCAAUGACCUGCAGUGCUACCUCCGCACCCUGGCUCUUCGGUGCUCGGCAUGGGGGGGAUGGGAAGGAGACCCGCCCUGUAUUCAUAACUGUUCGGCUGUCGGAUGCCUUGAGGAUGGACUGAUCCAUUUCUCCCUUACUGCUUCUAAAAGACUUUUAGGGGGUAUCUGGCACUGAGGUUCUCCAUGGGGGCCCUAGAAUACAUUCCAGGGCAGGGCUGGGAUCCGGCAGGACUUGCCCAAGAAAUGCCUCACUUCGGGGGUCAGAAACAUUAGCAGUUUCUAGGCCAGUGUCUAGCGUCUCCCUUCACUCCACCCAUCAGCGUGCCUGACCCGGCGUUCACAAACACAGAACCUUCCCAUAGGGCACUGUGCAAGGUGCUACCCAGCUUCUGGUUUUAAUCGCUGCUCUUGUUUUAAACCAGCCGGCGAGGGAUUGUGGCUCAAGGGAGGGGGUUGGUUGUGUUCACCACUGGGAGCAAUGAUCUUCUGUCUCUUUAAAAAGGAGAAACCACUAGUCGUCUUCUCCCUCAGAGGCUGGGUCACAGAAAGCAACGUGCCUUUGCUGUAUAAAUCACCGGCUUGUGAGCAGAUCAACCUAGUUACACCCCGCCCACGCCACCCGCUUGAGUGUUUUGUAAAGUCACCAGUUCCUUGGAUGGUGUCACGCGGUUCCACCACUCGGCUGCAUGCUCACCAGUGAGGCGAUCUGCCGCCCGUGAAUUCUGACUGUACCUGGGACGGUUAAAAAGUUGCCUUUUGCCAAUAGGGCAGAGGCUUUUCAGAAUGAACCAAUGACUUUGGGGUGCGUCAAUGUUAGGUGUCCACCAUGAGUCCCCUUAAAAGGGGCCAGAUCUUUAUUUCUUUUGUCAGAGGGUCGGUGCUCGGCCCUGUCUGCAAAACGGGGCCUCUUUUAAGCUACCUCAGGUUGGGUGCCCAAAAAAUCACCAGUCCCUUUUGGAAAACCUUGGCCUGAAAGGUCUAAAUUCUGAGUGUCAAGGACUCUUCUUCCCCCCCACCCCCCCGCUUGCAAGUUCCAGAUCCCAUUGCUGUUACGCCCCUAUUCUCACUCUGCUGAGUUUGCUCGGAGAAGCCAGCUCUGAACAUGUUACUUGAAAUCUCCCCAAGCACCCUCACUUGGCUGUAUGUAAUUCACUCUGUGUUUGAAAGGUGAUCACAGGUUUUCUUCACAUGCUUCUAUCUUUUUUUGAUCUGCCUUUUAGACCAAUUAAAGAAUAUUUUUAA
Molecule: messenger RNA, 2708 nt
Organism: Chrysemys picta bellii (western painted turtle)
Lineage: Eukaryota; Metazoa; Chordata; Testudines; Emydidae
Gene: GLMP
Product: glycosylated lysosomal membrane protein
Cellular component (GO): lysosome
Source: RefSeq, a predicted model, not a curated record